GCCUGUAUUGUGAAUCUCAUAGUACUGAGAAACCAAUAUUGAAUGAGGAGAAAAGAACAAGAAAUUUCAUAGAAUUUCAACAUAAAAACAUUGGGCCAUGUUGAAAAAAAAAUCCAAUCUAAUUUUCUUAUUGUCUGGGCCCCUGACAUUGCAUGUGCCUUUUCUUCGCUCUACGGUCUCCAGAGUGACGGCUUCGCAAGGUUACAAAUCGGCAGAUUGGUCAUCAAUGAAGAGAAGCUUGCCUAUCAGGCCGACGCUGAUGAGAUAGUACAGGAGGUGAAGGGGAGAGAAUGAGAGCUGUGGGUCUUUCUUGGCCUACUACUGCUGCUACUGCUGGGAUUGUGCAGAUCCGCUUUCACAAAUCGAAAAAAACAUACGCUUCAUGCCCCAAUCUGAAAGACCCGCAGUUGGCGUUAUUGUGACCGACCUCCAAAUGGAAGGAGCCAUGACAACAUGAAUCGGUCAUACAGACGGGCUGUAAGGGGCUGCUCAGGCUCAGCAUCAGCCACAGUGUACAGCUCAGGCCAGCCAGAGUUGAGGCCCCCCAAUGGCCUCUCAGUUUCUGCCACUUCCUAUGGAAACCAGUGUAACAGCAGCACCAAGCAUGGUUCAACAGACCAACUGUCGGCGGCCAUGCAACUGUCAACCUCCUCCCUCAAACAGGCACCUAGCUACGUGUAUAACCAGGCAGAGAAGGAGAGGCCCCACUGCUACAGUCCUCUGCUGAGGCUCCAGGACCUCUCCACUAUGGUACACAGACCUGGGUCUGAUCUGGGACCCGGGCCCCAGCCUAAGGAUCUCGACGCCAGGAAGCAUUUACACUCUCACAGCCCAGUGGGAGUCUCUAGUUUUGGGGCUCCCCUGGUCCGACUGCCCCCCUCUACUGGUAACGAGGAGACAGAACCCUGCGAGGAUUCCAUGCAGGAUCAGAACGGUUUCUCUCCUGUUAGUUCUGAUAGUUUGGAGCGCUGCUCCCCCAUCCCCAAUGGAUACUUGCAUUUCGAGUCCACCUUGUUUGACAGUGGGGACAGGGAGGAUGAGGACGACGAGGAGGAAGAGUUAGUACCUUUUCAACAACACUUUUCUAAGUCCCCCAGAGACAGAACAGUCACAGACCCUAACACCACCUCUGGUUCAGGGGUAGGCCAUACCAGCACAUACAAACCCUCUGUUCUCAACCUGAUGUCUAAGAGUCUGUCUGAACUGGACCCUACUCUGAGCCCCAGUGCCCUGCCUGACAUGUCCAUGGGGGAUGGCUGGAGUAUGGACCAGGACUCUGACAGUGACAGUGACAGUGCGAUGACAGGAGACACACUUGACCAUGGUCUCAUCUCACCUGUUGGAACCAACUCUAAUUCCAACAGCCCAAAGAAGAAGCCCCUCCCAGUAGUGCAGUACUUGGAGGGAGAUCUGGUCUGGGCCAAGUUUAACCGCCGCCCCUGGUGGCCCUGUAGAGUUACCAUAGAUCCUCUGGAGGGGAUACACACACGCAUGAAAGUCCCCAGUCGUCGUCCUUGUCGUAUCUAUUACGUGGAGACUCUGGGGGAGAUGGCAGAUCAUGCCUGGGUACCUGGGGAAGUUACUUACCCCUUCACAGGAGGAGAGCAGUUCACAGACCUGCCUGUGCUGAGACGGAGAGGGAAACAGAGGGAAAAGGACUACAAAUACACAAUACCCAAGCGUCUGUUUGAGUCGUGGAAAGUCGGUGUGCUGGAAGCUGAGUUUCUCCUACCUGACCUGCUGAAGAAUACUGCUGUCUCUUCUUCCAUGCCCUCUAACAGUGAAGAGCGGGUGUCCUUUCCACUGCCUGAUGAAAAACCAUCCGAGGCCCCCUCUUGUUCCUCCUCUAUGCUCACUGCACCCCCCUCCUUCAGCCCUCCCCCCAACAGAAACAAACAUCCCCCUGCUGCCGACCUGGCCGCAGCGAACGACACGAACAGUAGCAGCAAAAAUAAACCCUGCCAGAAGAAGAAGAGGAAGGGUUUGGCGGAGAUCUUUGGUCCUAUAGGUGGAAAUCCCACAAAGUCACUAAGCAUCCUAGACUUGGCCAACCAAAUGCCUGCUGCCACAGCUGAUCCACUGAAAGAAGAAGAUCCCAAGGACUCUCCAUACGCAGACCUGGAUUCUGUACCAACCAUUGUGCGUCCCAAACGGUCUGAGAAACCUGCUAAAGAAGACACAGAGAAACCGUCUGAACCCUCACAAGAGGAGGCAGAGAAAGGGGGCAAGAAGGAGCGGGCUACUCCUCCUGAAAAGACAAAAGACAGGCAUGUGGUCAUGGUGGUUCCUAGGCAUGUAGUUCCUAUAUCCUCAUCCCCAAAUAUUUUAGUAAACAAAUCCCUUUUCAAAUACAGAAUUACAAAAUACACAAAUGUUUUACAGUCAAAACAGAAGUUGGGCAGCUCUUCUGAACUGAAGAAUAUAAAUGCUCUUGAUAAGCCCUCUCUGCAACUGCCUUCCAGCAGCCGUCUGAUGACCAGGGCCCUGAAAGCAGAGGAAGAGACAGAUCUCAAACAGACUCUGCUGGCCUCAAGCCAAAAGUUGACAAACGAUAGGCUUAAUGUACAUUCUUCUGACGAUGAUGAUGAUGUGAGCGAUAUUGUUCAGAUCAGAACAGAGUCGUCUACUAGCAGGGAUUCUUCACCAGACAAAACCAGAUCCUCUGCUAGCUCUCCUAAAAAACAGCCUGAGUCUGAUUGGAAGCACCUCCACAACGGCUCGUGGAAAAACUCAGAAGAUGUGACUCCAGGGUCCAGUAAGCCUGUCAUACCCUCUAUUAAGGUCAAGGAAGAGAACAUUGUCUCAGACAUAUCCUCCUGUUCUUCCUCCACCUCCUCUCUCUCUCCCAUGGACACUUUCCAGGAUGUCAAGGAGCUGUCAUUCAAAUCCCUAGUGAAGGAGGAGAGUGACUCUGGGGAAUCUAACACUAAUUUUAAACCUGAGCCUAAUUACAAGUUCAGUACUUUCCUGAUGCUCCUGAAGGACAUGCAUGAUACCAGGGAGAAAGAGGGCAAGCCCCUGACCAUGCCUCCCUCGCAAGCUCUCAUCCAGGAGGAACCCAUGGUCAUAGCCACUGUCCAAGCACCAGCCGACACCCUGAACACUGCUGCUGGCGGGGACUGGACACCAACGGGGACCAAAGUCCAAAACGGCCAGCAUGCGAGCUCGCCAACACCCAAGAGCACACCGGCCAAACCCAAGUCCAAAACUAAACCCAUCAUGAAAAACGACACAUACAAACUUGAAGGGAAAACGGUGCUGGCUCAGAUGGUGGCGAACGCAGUAGACAAGCAGCAGCGGAGGAAGUCGAGGCCUCCAGCCAAACUCCGGGCCCCCAUCGCUGGUCUCUCUCCCGAGAUGGCCGACCUAGCCUGGGGGAGGGAGUUUGUCUCUGGGCACGCUGACCUGGCUGAGCCUGGCCUCAGCCCACCUCCUCUUCCUCCUGUCCCCUCCGCUGUUGACUCCUCAUCCUACCUCGACAAGAGCCCGGGUACCAAAGUGGCCCCUAAGAAGCGCUGGCAGACGUUUGCUCAGCAGGGGCCGGUGAAGCCUGGGAAGGAUCCAGGGGACCCGGGUGGGGUGGCCUCACCGCAGGGGCUUGCGGAAGUGAAUGGGGUCUACAGAGACUGCCAGGGAGGGACACCAGACCCCAUCAGCUCCCCUGAUCUAAACCUGGGGAUGGAGAAGCAAGAUGACACAUCAGCACAUUCUGAAAACAAACGGAUGAGGAAACCCAGCAAAAGACUGCUGGAAUCCACAGAGGAAGAACAAUUCUUCUCCCCGAAGAAAAAAAUAAAGAAACCUCUGGAAUCUUCCAAAACUCCUCCGAGCCAUUUUUCAGCCUCAGUCCUGCUAAUGUACACCUCUACACCCAACCCCACCCCUCUCCCUACCUCUGGGGAGCCAGCCUGCCCCAUCCCUGGCCCUACCUCUGGGGAGCCAGCCAGCCCCAUCCCUGGCCCUGCCUCUGGGGAGUCAGCCAGCCCCACCCCUGGCCCUGCCUCUGGGGAGCCAGCCAGCCCCACCCCUGGCCCUACCUCUGGGGAGCCAGCCAGCCCCACCCCUGGCCCUGCCUCUGGGGAGCCAGCCAGCCCCACCCCUGGCCCUACCUCUGGGGAGCCAGCCAGCCCCACCCCUGGCCCUGCCUCUGGGGAGCCAGCCAGCCCCACCCCUGACCCUACCUCUGGGGAGCCAGCCAGCCCCACCCCUGGCCCUACCUCUGGGGAGCCAGCCAGCCCCACCCCUGGCCCUGCCUCUGGGGAGCCAGCCAAAACCCAGGCCCUAGCAGGGCUGAAACAGAGUCUGUCUCAAGAUGUCCUCCACCGUGUUAUAGAAUCAUUAUCCAAACAACCCCCAGCAGUGACCUCUUUCUCUACUGACUCAUCAUCCGAUGGGGCAAACCCUCCUCUGCCCUCUGACCCAGUAUCCCUGGAGAGGAAGAGGCCAAGGAAGCCGUCUCACAAGGUCCUGGAAUAUACCAUAGAGGAAGUGUCAGUCAGUCCUCCAAAGAAGAAGGAGUUUAAGAACCAGAGUGUACAGACAGACGUGAAAACAGAAGUCAGGGACACUCAGGUAAAGUCUGUGAAGAAAGAAGUGCCUGUAUCCAGCGUGACACCUCCAGAGAGCAUGGUUUCUCUGCAGGGCUCCUCUCCUGCCCGGCCCUCUAGCCCUACGGUGCUCCUCACCCCCAAGGAAGAGACCGAGAAGAUCAGUCCUGGGGUGGGAGGAGAGAGCCACAGCAACGGAGAGAGGACACCCAAACCUGAGGUGUUCUCUCCUGGUCUGAAUGACAGUUUCUCCCUACCUGGUGAAGGGUCCCUGGUCUCCAGCACUAAGAAGAACACAGGAGAAAAAGGAGGAGCUGCGUCCAUGAAGGAGAAUGUCUGUCAGGUGUGUGAGAGGACAGGUGAGCUGCUGCUGUGUGAGGGCCAGUGCUGUGGGGCGUUCCACCUGCAGUGUAUCGGCCUAUUAGAAGCCCCUAGAGGGAAGUUCAUCUGUUGUGAAUGCACUAAAGGGAUCCACACGUGCUUUGUGUGUAAGAAGUCUGGCGACGGUGUGAAGAGGUGCAUGGUGCCUGUAUGUGGGAAGUUCUAUCACAACGAGUGCAUCCUGAAACACACACCCACCCAGCCCCAGAAUAAAGGGGUUCGCUGCUCCCUCCACGUCUGUCUGUCCUGCCACAUCACCAACCCCCUCAACCCCUGCAUUUCCAAAAGUCGUCUGACCCGCUGUGUGCGCUGCCCUGUUGCGUACCACGCAAACGACUACUGCAUGGCGGCAGGCAGCAUUGUCCUGGCCAACAACAGCUUCCUGUGUCCCAACCACUUCACCCCCCGCAAGAACUGCAAGAACCACGAACACAUCAACGUCAGCUGGUGCUUCGUCUGCUCAGAAGGGGGCAGUCUGCUGUGCUGCGAGGCCUGUCCUGCUGCCUUCCAUCAAGAGUGUCUGAACAUCGAGAUGCCCGAGGGGAGCUGGUUCUGCAACGACUGCAAGGCUGGGAAGAAACCACACUUCAAGGACAUCCUCUGGGUUAAAGUGGGAAGAUUCAGGUGGUGGCCUGCGGAGGUGUGUCUUCCUAAGAACAUCCCAGAGAAGAUUCUCCGUAUGAAACAUGAGGUGGGGGAGUUCCCCGUUCAGUUCUUUGGUUCUAAGGACUACGCCUGGACCUACCAGGCCCGAGUCUUCCCUUACAUGGAGGGAGAUGCCAACAACAGGGACAAGAUGGGGAAGGGUUGUGACGCCAUCUACAAGAAAGCUCUGAAUGAAACAGCUGAGCGGUUCAUAGCUCUUCAGGCUGAGAAGGAAAUGAGACAGCUUCAGGAGGACAGGAGGAACGACAAGAAACCUCCUCCCUACAGACACAUCAAGGUGAACCGACCAAUUGGCAAGGUCCAGAUCAUCACAGCGGACCUAUCGGAGGUGCCUCGCUGUAACUGCAAGGCGUCUGAUGAGAACCCGUGUGGCAUGGACUCCGAGUGCAUCAACCGCAUGUUGAUGUAUGAGUGCCACCCUCAGGUGUGUUUGGCAGGGGAGAGGUGUCUGAACCAGAGUUACACCAAGAGACAGUACACCCAGGUGGAGAUCUUCAGAACCUUGUCACGAGGCUGGGGGCUACGGGGCGUCUCCGACAUCAAGAAGGGUGCAUUUGUGAAUGAGUACGUGGGGGAGGUGAUAGACGAGGAGGAGUGCAGAGCCAGGAUCAAACAUGCUCAAGAGAACGACAUCUGUAACUUCUACAUGCUCACUCUGGACAAGGACCGGAUCAUAGACGCUGGACCCAAGGGGAACCAGGCGAGGUUCAUGAAUCACUGCUGCCAGCCCAACUGUGAGACCCAGAAGUGGACGGUAAACGGAGACACCAGGGUGGGGCUCUUUGCCCUGGAGGACAUCCCCGAAGGUGUGGAGUUGACCUUCAACUACAACCUGGAGUGUCUUGGUAACGGGAAGACAGUAUGUAAAUGUGGAGCGUCCAACUGCUCUGGGUUCCUGGGGGUUCGACCGAAGAACCAGCCAUCUAAAGCACGGGAAGGAAGGGAACUAAAGGAGGGCAAGAAGAAGGUUCUGGUGAAGAGGAAGCCUCAGCAGGAGGUGACGAAGGAGAGGGAGGACGGGUGUUUCAGCUGUGGGGACGGAGGACAGAUCGUGUCCUGUAAGAAGACAGGAUGUCCCAAGGUCUACCACGCAGACUGUCUCAACCUGGCCAAGAGACCUGCAGGCCGUUGGGAGUGCCCCUGGCACCAGUGUGACGUCUGCGGUCAUGAGGCAGCCUCCUUCUGUGAGAUGUGUCCCAGCUCCUUCUGCACGCAGCACCGUGAGGGCUUGCUCUUCAUCUCUAAGAUAGACGGGCGGCUCGCCUGCAACGAUCACGACCCCUGUGGACCCGAGCCCCUGGAACCAGGGGAGAUCAGGGAGUACGUAUCUCCUGGGGGCAUGCCUCUCCCCCACCUAACCCACCCCCAGGGUCAGGUCCCACCCAGGCCUGGUUCCACCACUGCUGGUUCUAUCCCCUCCACAGUUGCCCCAGACCUGAUCCAGGACUCACUACUGCCCCCUACAGGGAGCUUGUUCCUCAACACCUCCCAGAACUCCAAUACCUCCUCCUACGGACCCCCUAGCAGUCCCUACAUGUCUGAUAGUCAAAUACUGCACUCCCUUCCUUCUCCCCCCUCCUCCUACAAGGACGUGAAAGAGGAGGAGGAGGAGGAUGGAGAGCUGGAAGACGGACAGGUGGGUGGAUUAGAAGAGGAUGCAGAGGAGGAUGAAGAAGAGGAGGAAGGAGAGGCGAUGGAGGUAGUUGAGGAGGAAGAUGAGCAGUAUGAGGGCAGACUAGGAGAGGAGGAAGGGGGAGAUGUGUAUGACACCUGGGGGGACUACAUGGAGGAGGAGCCAAACGAUGAGGGGGGGGUAGAGGGACAGGAGGAGGAGCCAGACGAUGAGGGGGGGGUAGAGGUACAGGAGGAGGAGUGGGGGAGGGUGGAAGAUGAAGAGAAAUGAACUCUGUUUUACAUCCCUCCCCCUUGUCUUCCAUUCCUUCUUCCAUCUAUCCAUCUCUUACGAAAAUACUUUUUCUCUAGCUCUCAUCUCUCUAGUGACAUUCUGAUGGACUGACAAUGAGAGACAGAGAGAGAGAUUGUCCUGGUGGUGCCAAGCGAAAUACGAAGCUGCCUCUGUGUUCACACUGCAUUGCCUUCCUAUGCCCAGCAUAGCAUAGCACAGUGUGGGAUAUAAACUGGUGCUAAGGGGCUGGGAGGACUGCUCUGGUCAGCCUCUGGUUCAUCUGUUGAUAUGUUAUUAGUAUGUGCUCUGGUCAGCCUCUGGUUCAUCUGUUGAUAUGUUAUUAGUAUGUGCUCUGGUCAGCCUCUGGUUCAUCUGUUGAUAUGUUAUUAGUAUGUGCUCUGGUCAGCCUCUGGUUCAUCUGUUGAUAUGUUAUUAGUAUGUGCUCUGGUCAGCCUCUGGUUCAUCUGUUGAUAUGUUAUUAGUAUCUGCUCUGGUCAGUCUCUGGUCCAUCUGUUGAUAUGUUAUUAGUGACUAGUGCUGUUUUUCUUCUCUCAAAGUUUUUUUGUAAUUUUAAAAAUAAAUAAAAAAUUACAAUUGGGAAAACAAAAAAGGAUGGGCAGCCUCACUCAGCCACACCCUGACCACCCUGACUAUAUCGGAUCUGUGGCGUGUGUGACCAUUGCAAAAAUAAAUGUACAAAUUCAAUCAUUUCAUCCACACUGCUUGCGCACUUCAACUAAUGUCUUCGAUGCCAAACUCUGAAGUAGAACUUGGUUGCACAAUCUCACGUCUCCCGUCUCCUUAUUGCUUUACAUAAAGAUACAACCCCACAUGUUUGCUUGAAAUGAGAAACCUGCAGAUAUUAUUCAAAGAUGACUUACUAGGUUUCCCUUUUAAUGUGUGGAUUAUACGCCGGAAUGGAGAUACAUACACACACACAUAUACACACACACACAUACACUGACACACAUACACACACAUACAUACACACACACACACACAAUUUUUGUGUGACCUGGGUCAAAGUUCUCCAAAGGACCUCCUAAGAAUGGGAACACGUAUGCAUGAGAAGGUAAAAUAACUACCCACUGUUCAUGUCCCAGGACAAACUAGCUAACAACAGCUAUGCAACGUCCAUGAACGUUUCCUGUGUAUUUUCACCUGUCCCCAAAUGAAUAUAGUUGGAUCACAGUUGGUUUUGUUAUUUUAACUUGCAAGUCAUGAUCGCGUCUGGUUCGAGUAGACAAAAUCAACACGCCCACGGUGGCGCACGCACGUGCAGGGCCGGUGGAGACAUGUUUUUUGAGUUAGGAGCUCGACCAGUUAUCAAUAAUAAUGAACGAUAUGCUCUCAAUGAUCACUGAUUAUAAAACGGCAUAAACAACUUCUGGUUUGUUGUUACAAAUCAACACAAUCGUGAAAUCUAAAGUGCAUCUCUUGUAAAUGGUAAAGAAAAAACACUUUUUGUCCACAGCGAAAGAUGAUGAUAAAACUCUCAAUCCAUAAUUAAGAUCCCAGAUUGUCCAUUAUCUUAAGAUGGUUUAUGGCUGGACAAACAUUCCAAGAGUUCAGAACAUCACUCAUGUUAGUUGUGCGCACAUCAAUGUUUUGACCUCCCUUUAUGGCUUCACGUUACCGUUCCAUCCACAGAAUUAGAACAAAUUCUAGUUCUAUGAUUCCAUCACCAUAGGUCAUUCAACGAUCACGUCUGGCAGGAAAAUGUGUUGAAAGAUGAUGCGAAAGUUUAUAAUGUGAGUUUGAGUGCACACACUUGUCUGCUGUUAUAGAAUCAAGCGAUACUUGUCAUAUAUUGUCUCAUGGCCUAAAGAACAGUGUUUUAGAGUUUUAUAAAGUAGAGUUUUAUACUUCUGAAUUGACUGUUGUGGUGCUGUAAACAUUUGAACACAAACCCCUUAGUAUAGACUGCAUCGUCUCGCUAGAACGCUGGUUGCCUGCAUCACUAAAAUACAUGGUUUAUCACCUCUGUUGAUUAACUGAAGAGCCAAGCAGAAUGUCUCAUGUUUUCUGUCAUAACUAAUGUUGAUUCAUCAGGCAGCUUUUCCAACCGGAUGGUUUAUCAUCACAAUGAAGCUGUGAAGCGUUCUGAAACCUCUCUACAUUCUAGAAAGGUUGUUCCGAGACCUUCACUUCAUACAUUUUGUGUAAUGUUCUGCUGUAUAUGUUCGGCAUUCAAACAUGUAGCAGCACACUUCCAACGCACAAACACACGGGUCCAGUUGGUUUGGUUGCUGGUUAUGGUUAAAUUCCAUGAAAUAACAAACCUUCCCAUGAGUCUCAUCUAAUGCUUUUUAAAUGAAAUUAGAACAUUUUCAUGAAUUUUACAAUUGGUUAAAUUGAUGUUUUAGAAUUAGAAUGUCAACAUGAGAAUCACUGGACAAUUGGCCUUACAAUCCUGAAUAUUCAGCCUUUUAAAACAAUCAAUUGGGUCCAACACAUAUCAACUAAAUGAGAAAAUGAUGUACUGAAUUCCCAAACAGAAGCACUACCAUUUUUACAUGGCUUGCCUAAUAAUGUGUCAACAAAUAUUUCUGCCUCACUCUUGACUUGACACCCAGGCAGAGAACUAUAUGUAUGUUUUGGUUGGCUAGUUUUGUAUGUAUCAAACAUCUUUUUCUUUUUUUUCCCCUUUUUUUGUGAUGAUGUUUGCCAACAGGUCUACUUUGAAAAGUUCUCUGGCCACUCCUGUUUUUUUUGUGUUUUUUUUUAGAGAUGAAACACAGAAAUAGAUUUUCUGAAGAAAUAGGGGAUAUGUUUAUUGCUGCCAUGUUGAGAAGACUCAUGAACUGAAUUGUACUCCUUUGUGUAUAAUAAAUAUUAUAAGUAAAGUUUCACAAUAGAA
This is a messenger RNA of Oncorhynchus nerka (sockeye salmon), 10360 nucleotides long. RefSeq names its product histone-lysine N-methyltransferase, H3 lysine-36 specific-like. The record is from RefSeq and is a predicted model, not a curated record. Lineage: Eukaryota; Metazoa; Chordata; Actinopteri; Salmoniformes; Salmonidae. Gene Ontology annotation, molecular function: histone methyltransferase activity; protein binding. The coding region runs from base 454 to 7497 and encodes 2347 amino acids. The transcript is spliced from 22 exons. Gene Ontology annotation, cellular component: nucleus.